AUGCAAGCCAUUGACAUUAUUCUUGACUACAGUAUUUUCUCUUUUGAAUACUGCAUAACUGUCCGUCUUUUCUCUUAUCCCAUUGAACAGUUUUUUCUGUGUGUGCUUCAGGUUGCCUCUUUCUUAUAUUACCAAGAGAAUAUGAAUGUUCUUGUUGAACCUGAGGUUCAUGACAUAUUUGCCAGAAUUCCGGGGUUUGGAUUUGUUCAAACCUUUUAUAGUCAAGAUACAAGUGACCUUCAUGAGAGGGUUGAUUUUGUGGCUUGCUUGGGAGGAGAUGGAGUCAUACUCCAUGCUUCAAACUUAUUUAGAGAUGCAGUUCCUCCUGUUGUCUCAUUUAAUCUUGGAUCCCUCGGAUUUCUCACGUCCCAUACUUUUCAAGAUUUUAAGAAUGACCUAAGACAAGUUAUACAUGGGAACAACACGAUUGAUGGUUUAUAUAUAACUCUUAGAAUGCGUCUCCGCUGUGAAAUGUUUCGAAAUGAAAAAGCAGUGCCAGGGAAGGUAUUUGAUGUCCUCAACGAAGUUAUAGUUGACCGUGGUUCCAAUCCUUACCCUUCCAAAAUUGAAUGCUAUGAACAUGAUCGCCUCAUAACAAAGGUACAAGGUGAUGGAGUUAUAGUAGCCACUCCUACUGGAAGUACAGCUUAUUCAACUGCUGCCGGAGGGUCUAUGGUAAGCUGGCAUGAGUCCAAUAAUUAGAAGUAUUUUAUCUUGCUUGAAAAUUAUAUGUAAAUUUAGUUGCUGUACAAGCUGGAUUGACAGACAUGGAAACUUUCGUGAUGCUUGAGGAUUUUAUUUAAAUUUAACUGCAUUAUGAAAGAUAUGCAACAACAACAAAGAACGAACUAAGCCUUAUAUGUAUUGCAUUAUAAUAGAUAUGCAAAAUUAGAAUAUGAAGGACUUCUGCACGAGGACAAUCUCCUGAAAAAAAUUAUUCAUGCGAAGAUUCACAGGGCUGGUUAAAUUGUUACUGUUUGGUUUGGGAUAAAAAGCGAUUCAAUAUUUUUUUUUCCAAGUAGCACAUAUGCUAAGUUCAACAUUAUAAUUGUGAGAGAAGAAAUGCCAGCAAGACAAAUUAAAACUUCUUUUUACUGGUUUCAACGAAAUGAGUCAUUUUCUCUCCUGAGCCCGAGGGAUAUGUGGUUGCUACAUUGAUUUCUGGUAGAAAUAAUUGGAACUUUUGUAUUAGUUGUUUUAGUGUUUCUACUUGCUAGUGGGUGGAACUUUUUUUU
This is a messenger RNA of Olea europaea var. sylvestris, 1235 nucleotides long. RefSeq names its product NAD kinase 2, chloroplastic-like. Lineage: Eukaryota; Viridiplantae; Streptophyta; Magnoliopsida; Lamiales; Oleaceae. The coding region runs from base 1 to 702 and encodes 233 amino acids. The transcript has 5 exons. Gene Ontology annotation, molecular function: NAD+ kinase activity. Gene Ontology annotation, biological process: NAD+ metabolic process; NADP+ biosynthetic process. The record is from RefSeq and is a predicted model, not a curated record.